Molecule: messenger RNA, 1152 nt
Organism: Lolium rigidum
Lineage: Eukaryota; Viridiplantae; Streptophyta; Magnoliopsida; Poales; Poaceae
Product: E3 ubiquitin-protein ligase RING1-like
Exons: 7
Coding region: 1-1152 (383 amino acids)
Biological process (GO): double-strand break repair
Cellular component (GO): site of double-strand break; nucleus
Molecular function (GO): nucleosome binding; ubiquitin-protein transferase activity; metal ion binding
Source: RefSeq, a predicted model, not a curated record
AUGGCGGCGGAGAGCCCCACGUCCGCGCUCCGACGGGCGGCGGCGGAGGCCAAGAACGGCGCCGGCCUUCUCAGCCCCCGGUUCCGCUCGGUCGCCGAGCUGGCCGGCUGGGACGAGGAGUCCAUCCUCCUCGCGGCGCUCGUCGUCGAGGACACCCCGGUCCGCGAAUCGCGCCGCAAGAGGCGGCCCUCCUCCUCCGCCUCCGCCGGGGGCAGCGCUGGAUCUAACACCAGGAAGCGGAGGUCGCGGAGGCAGUCGCCCGGCGAGACCCCGAUCCCGCCCGUGACGCUUGUGCUCGACGACGACGACGGAGACGACGACAAGCCGAACAACCCUGCAGAUGCCAAGAAGGAGGAGGAGCAGAACAAGGUUUCUGCGUUGGAGGGGAAGGAGGCGUCCGGAUCCGCCAAGGAUGCUGUGGCGAUGCCGUGCAUGGAUCGGCUGAGGGAGGAGCUGUCUUGCGCUAUCUGUUUGGACAUCUGCUUUGAGCCCAGCACCACGCCUUGUGGUCACAGCUUUUGCUUGCAAUGCUUGAAACAUGCCGCCUCUAAGUGUGGAAAGCGGUGUCCGAAAUGCCGUCAAUUAAUCAGCAACUCAAGAUCUUGCACUAUCAACACAGUACUCUGGAACACCAUUCAACUCCUGUUUCCUAGCGAAGUUGAGGCCAGGAGGACUUCGAUUGCGUCAUGCUCGGCAAGUAUGGACGAUGAUGUGAAGCAAAGCGUUCCAAGAAGCAGCAACUUCACACAAGGUGGCAUGAGAACUAGGAACACCAGUACCAGCUCCGUUGUGCAAGACAGCGCCAGAACAAACAGGAGCUUCGUGACUCCAGGUAGCAGAAGAAGCAUGCAGGGCCCUGGAAGCAUGAACACCAGCACUGGGAGUUUCGACACACAGGAUAGGAGGAGCACAAGAAGCAGAGGCAGCAGCAGAAGCUUUGUCCAGGCGUCGCAGCUGCUCGCCACCGGGGGGUCAGCCCAAUCUGAUGACUCUGCACUGGCAUACAGGUUGCAACAGGAGGAGUUCAUGACGGCUUUCCAUACUGAAGAUGGAGAGAGGCAGCCACAGAACGCGGUAUCUACUGCCCGGGCAAACCUGAGAGCUAUGGCCUCUCGGGCUGUUCGCCUCCGUGCUCGAGGCUGGCCUCUUUAG